Molecule: messenger RNA, 3069 nt
Organism: Taeniopygia guttata (zebra finch)
Lineage: Eukaryota; Metazoa; Chordata; Aves; Passeriformes; Estrildidae
Source: RefSeq, a predicted model, not a curated record
UAAUUGUAUUUAAACAUGCAGAUGUAUUUUUGCAUAAAACUGUGCUGCCUCUUAAUUCUUCUUAUAAAAAAUACAUGGGCAUUUGACAUAUGUUAAUACAAGAAAAUAAUUCUUAUUCCAGGGGUUAUUUGUUUUGAGUAAACCUUAGCCAGAAGGUAUUUCUGAGGCCAAUCAUGAAAGCAGAAUUUUUAAAUACUUACAGGUUGUUAUUUCUAAUACGAAAAUCCACAGCUAGUAAUUUUUAUUCAGAGAAUACAUAUAAAGAAUAAAAUCUCCAUUUCUAAGAGCUUGGGUAAGCACAAUUCUUUGUUCAUUCAUAUGCUGAGUGCAGACUGCAAGUCAGUAUUUAGCAGGGCUGCAGCAGGCAGUGCAUGCCUGACCACACUCUCCUAUUUUUUCACCCUUCUAAUAGCAUUGGAGAGUCAAAAAAGCAGUGAAAAGAGAAGGGCAUGUAUUGAGGAAUUUGUUAUGCAGGAUGCACGCAGGCUUCACACCAUUUAGCCAUAGAGAUGAGCCCUAACCCAACAGUUAUCUCUGUGCACUGCUGUAUUUACAGGAUUGCAAACUGAGAGCAGAAUUGAGCCGAGGAAUCUUUUUUCAGAAUCAUGGGGCUUUUUGUCUGUAGGAAGGCAAGCUGAUGCUGUUAAGAGGCAGAAACUGUUAAGAGAUCUGGGUUCAUAAUUAAAGAUUUCUGAUGUAACUCUUUCAAAUUAGUUAUGAACUCUCAUUUUUCACUGUUGAUACCAAGGAUGAUAAGAGGAAUGCUCAUCUUAUUCAGCUGAAGUGUUUAAUCUUCCAUAACUGUGAUGUGCUUUGAGGUGGCAGUACUGAAUGUCACAAGAAACAGCUAUGAGGAACUAGCAUUAUGUACUUUGAUUGAAGAUAGUCAGAUACCUGAACUGAAAAACUGAAAAAAAAAAUUUAAAGUAACCUUAGAACAGAUCAAUUGUUCCGCUGCAGUGUGAUCUCUCAGUGCAGAAUUAUGCUGAAGUUAGCUUUGUAAAAGCUUUGGUAGAGGUCGCUUAAGAGCUAUUUUUCAGCCAGCUACAUCAGACACAGCCUUCAAUAGCGAGGCCUGUGUCAGGCCCAAGUGGAUUUGGUUAAAUUUCUACCUCGUGUCUUCAGUGUGGAGUCAAAGGACAGCAGGAAAAGCAGGGCAAGUAACACUUUACAGAGUGAGGAGGCUGAGGGCCGAGAUGACCCCCGCCACAGCUACGUUUAAUACCAUGCCAUGAAAGCACGUAAUUGAUGACGGGACAGGUACCAGUGCCACGUUUUGCUGGCAGCCACACACCCAGCUCGGGCCUUGGGCAGCCGUGCCCCCGGAGCGGCGGGAAAAGCGCCAAUUUCCUUCCGUUCGGGCCAGCUCGGCUGCGGGCGAGCCCCGCCCCGCCCCAGCGUCGCCCCUCGGGCCGAGCAGCUGCGGUCCCCGAUCCGCGUCGGUGUCGGGGCCGUGUGGGGCCGUGUGGGGCCGUGUCGGGGACAUGUCGCGACACAGGCGGGUCCCGCGGCGGCAGCCCGGCGGGGCUGCGGAGGACGGGGCUGCCGCCGCCGCGCUGCGCGCCCGGGCCGAGCCCCUCAGGGAGGCCGGCGUGGACGAGGAGGUGGAAAUGGCGGUGCAGCUGGCCCUGGAGCGGUUCCAGAGCGGGGACGAGGCGGAGAUGGAAUUUCCUUCUAGUUUCACUAGUACUGAAAGAGCAUUUGUUCACCGGCUCUGUCAGUCUCUUGGACUGGUGUCUAAAAGCAAAGGAAAAGGAGCCAAUCGAUACCUGACUGUAAGGAAGAAGGAUGUGUCAGAGGCACACGCAGUCAUGACUUGUGACUUGGCUCUCCGUACGAAACACGCCGUUCGGAGUCUAAUUCAGCGCUUUCCCGUCACAAAUAAGGAACGCAAGGAGCUCCUGCCAAGGACAGAGCGAGGAAGUGUCUGUGCUAUUGCAUCUGAAAACAAAGAAGUAAACAAGACAAGUGGUCGACUUAAUGAUGGUAUCCCCCAGGUCCCAGUGAAAAGAGGGGAAUCAGAGUUUGAUUCCUUCAGGCAGUCACUACCAGUUCUUGAAAAACAGGAAGAAAUUGUCCAAAUCAUAAAGGACAAUAAAAUUGUUUUAGUUAUAGGAGAGACUGGAUCAGGAAAAACGACGCAGAUCCCUCAAUUUAUCCUUGAUGACUGCUACAAGAAUGGAACUCCCUGUCGUGUGUUUUGUACUCAGCCAAGACGUUUAGCAGCUGUUGCUGUGGCUGAAAGAGUGGCAGCAGAAAGAAGAGAGAAGAUUGGCCAGACAAUUGGUUACCAGAUCCGGUUAGAAAGCAGGUACUAAUGGUAUUUCUAAGUGUCGGUUGAUCUUGUGUUGGUCUUGUGAAUCUUGUGUACGUUGAAACUGCAGUAUGUUUGGGUUGCAGCCUCACAGGUGGCAUAUGUUACUGCAGGUAAGGAAUACGUAAGAGUGAAAAGGAUGGCUUACUUCCUGUGUUUUGCAGUUUCAUGUAGAAGGUUGUCUUACAGAACUGAAUCUCAGGUAUUUUCUGUUGAUUUCUUCUGUGGAGUGUAUGCAUGGAAAUCCUUGUCUGAUUUUCAGAUCAAGUCUACACUUUCUUCUUCCCCACCCCCCCACCCCUUCUGCUUUUAACAUGUGCGGAUCCAAAAGGUCUGCAAGCUUUGAAGGUAGGUGUGAAAACCAGCAUGCUGUAACGAAUGUUAUGUAGUGAGAGUUGAUAGGAGCCAUAAAAGGGAAAACAAAAAAAUUGGAAUGUGACUGAUGAAGCUGAGCAUUAUUUACCAGUCUAGUCUGGACUAAAUUUACUCUUCUUCAGCUUCUGUGUUUAAAACAUGAAGUGAUGUAAAAGUAGAGAUUUCAGUAUCACUUGAUGAAUUUGUCUGUAAGCAGAGCAUGAAUGGAUUGUUUGGGGUUUUUACAUCUUUGCACCGUGUAGCGAAAUGACAUUUCAGGGAAGGGCCAGCAGUUGAGAUAUGAGUGACCAGAAGAUGGCUAAAGGUUGUGUUGCUUGAGUGAACAAAGAUAACACAUAGCUGGUGAAAAUGAAUGCACUUGAACAACGAAGCCACAAUAA